UUAUAUUAAAGUCACAUAUAAUUUCGUUUGUCGUUAUUUCGGUUUAAUUAAGAAUCGCUUGAUGUCGGUUUAAUGACCUGAAGGUGACGGUUUCGGUCAGAGCCUUUUAUAAGGUCGAUGAAGCACGCGCGUCAACGAUAAAGAAAUGUAAUGAACAAAUUUACAUUCCAACCGAAUAUGGUGUUUAUUUUAUACUUUUCAAUUGUAUUUUUGCUUUAUUAAAGUUUAGCCUGUUGUCUCGGUUGCGAACAGGUUCUUUGAGCCGACUGCUAAAUGAUUUAUAGCGCUAGACUCAGGUGUCGGGUCAGUGGUUUGCACAAUUGUGGCCCUAGGUCUUUCUCGUACACGUGUGUGUGUCAUUUAUGACUUUUGUGUAAAGCCGGUGGGGUUUACUAAGUAAUAUAUAGAAUAUAAUUAUUUUGUCUACCUCCUUUAUUGCCUUCUAUUUGGCAAGUGUACUGUGUUAUGCCAUGCCAUCAUUGGGAAUCUGUUGUCAGUUGACACUUAGAGGUGUGGACUGGAAAGGAAGAAUUAGGGUAUGAUUGUAUUUGUAUUUAUAUUAUACACCGAUCAGGCAUUUUGUUAUGACCACCUGCCUGAUAUUGUGUUGGUCUCUAUUUUGCUGCCAAAAUAGCCCAUCAUGCUCUGUGUAUUCUGAAACCUUUCUAUCAGAACCAGCAUUUACUUCUUCAGCAAUUUCAGCAACAAUAGCUCGUCUGUUGUAUCGGAUCACACGGGCCAACCUUCACUCCCUACAUGCAUCAAUGAGCCUUGGCUGCCCAUGACCACUCUUUUGAUAGAUACUGACCACUGUAGACCGGGAAUACCCCACAAGAGCUGUAGUUUUGGAGAUGCUCUGAUCCAGUCAUCUAGCCAUCACAAUUUGGCCCUUAUCAAACCUCAAAUCCUUACGCUUGCCCAUUUUUCCUGCUUCCUAACACAUCAACUUUGAGGACAAAAUGUUCACUUGCUGCCUGAUGUAUCCCACCCACUAACAGGUGCCAGGAUGAGGAGAUAAUCAGUGUUAUUCACUUCACCUGCCAGUGCUCAUAAUGUUAUGCCUGGGCGGGGUAAUAUGUUUAUUUAAUAUGUUGUACAGACCAGAUUGGUUCAGGCAGUGAUGUGUACAUCGAGAUUUGUGGAAAGCAUUGAAGGUGAUGGUGAUCUCCAGUGGUAGAAUGAUGAGACUUGUAGCCUCACUGCCCCCUUUUUUUUCUCUCUCUUGUGCUUGCUCAUAAGAAAUACAUCAUUUCUGUCUGAAAUAUAAUUACAGAAGCGGUAUGGGCAGCUAUGGAGCUGUUUAUUUAUUUAUGUAAGGUAGUGGUGGAGUGAGUGAUUCAUACUCUUCCUGUCAGAUUGAGAAAAGCUUUUCAAACUGGCCACUCUCAUUUACUUUGAUUUACAAGUUUCUCUAUAGGUGGUGGACAGCGGCAUUGUUGAGUUAUUAGGGUGCACCUCCUCCCUUUAAAAUUGGAAAGCUACUUGAUAUUGACUGAUGCUCAGAGAGUAGACAAUAUCUAUGGUCCCUGCACAAAAAUGGGCAACAGCUUGGUUGGGGAUCUACUCUGCCACUUUUCUGUGUAUAUUUUUAUCAUCAGUAAUAUGAGACUGAAUAAUUGCACAAAAUCUCUGGAGUGUUCCAAGCUCAUUUAGGAUUUCACCACUGCUAAAGCAAGACAUGUUCUUGUUUUUUUUAAUCCAGUUCACAGUUAAUUAAUUUGCGUGUGAUGUUGGUAAAGGCUUCUGGUUUUAGCUGUAUGGUUUUGUGUAAAAUGGUUGGCAGCUUUACAGUAUUAUUGUAGGAAGCUGUAGAAAUAGCUUUUAAACUUGCAUUGACAAUAUCCCUUAAUAUAUGAUUCAUGUCUUAGUAUCAAGUGAAUCAUCACAUUUUUGUUUGCUGUAUUUUCCAUGGCACCUACUGGUACACACUGACAGCACACUUGAAUGAAGAGAAAUACAUAUAUCAUUGUGUACACUCGAAGAUGUUUAUAUAGACUACAAGUAAGAAUGGAUGGUAGUGGUAUAGCUUUGGUAUGGACUUAGCUGGUGAUGAAGGACAAAUAUACCACAUUAGCCAGGCUCUGGUUAACAAAUAGAUUAAAUGGGCCUUAUAUACUGUGUCCUUAAAACCACACACUGCUCACUGGCUAAAAGGCCUACAUGUAAUAUACUUUAGAUUUAUUUUUGUAUUCACAGUUGUGUAGAAAUUCAUAGCACUAACCAGUGGUUUAGAUUUAUAGUGUGUUCAUGCUUUGCUGUGUUCAGAUCAAUGUGCAAUUAGGUUCCCACUUUUACGGUACCAAUAUUCAUGUACACACUUAUUGAUUUAGCAUAUUUGAGUUGUUGGGUUCUAGGGUUAAACAGUGGUCAUGCUUGAAAGCCAUGGCUUUAUAAAACUGUGGUUAGUAAUGAGCAGACACUGAACCAAAUCCCAGUAGCUUAGAUUUUCCCAAGAGCUUUUAUAGUCUCUAUGGGCAGUUCUUGGUUUCAUAACUCAUUAGCUGUUUAUUACACAGAAAUAAAAGACCUGCCCUUUCCAAACAUUUCUUGUAUAAUAAAGUCAGUGAGCUGUCUUGUUCUAAAAAAAUAUUAGAUUAUGUUCAAAACACUUCUUACGCUUGAUAUUAUAUCUCAGGUUUGCUUCAUAAAGCUUUGGUUUUUACCAAUUUUUUUAUUUCCAGCAUGUCUAACAACAAAAUUUCUGAUGAAAAUACUUCAUAUUUGUGGGGGAAAACCAAUGAACUACCAAUGAAGACACACAUGUAAUCACUUUCUGUGAUAGCUGUGAAUGCACUUUGUUAUGAUGUCUUGGCCCAAAUCUAUGGUAAUUUUGCGGGAUUUGCAUGUUUUUUGCUUAAUAUCUACAACUGCAUAAACACAGAAUCCUAGAGGGACUGUUCAGUUGGCCAUCUGCAGGAGAGAUGCACAUAAUACACAAAAAGAACAAAGUAGAUAAAAUGGCUUUGACUUAUUUGUUGCGUAUGUGAAUUAUUCCACCAACACCAAAAGUUCAAUUUAAUAAAGUAAACUAAACAAUUAAUUUUUUAUGACAUGGUCACUCAUUUGGGCACGGAAGUGGCCAUGUUAUUCAGAAUUAUGCACAGCAUUCUAAAAAAGUAGUAAGAUUGACCCUGAGCAGAAAAGAACAAGACUGGCUUGAACAACAUUUUCUAUUACACUAUUAUAUAAAAAUGUAACAGUGAUAUUUUAAGCCUAGAUGUCCAGGGACGUUGUAUAAUUUUGUUCACGUUGUACAGACAUGGUUAAAACCAUGCUUAAAUGUUUUUUAAGUAGUUAUUUUUAAGAUUUUGUGUUGUCUUUCCAAGAGAGAAUAAAAACAGUGAGCCACUUCCUGUAAUGACUUAAGGAGAUUCUGUUUGUCCACCCUUGGUCCCUUUCUACAUGCAGAACAUUUUAAACUCCUUUAUAUUCUUAGCUUUGUGUGAAUGUGUAUUUCUCUUUUAACUUGUGUUAGUUCAGACCACAAGUUUUAAAUAGGCACUUUAAAAUCUGGAGGCAGUCAUUUAUUUUUUGUUUCUUUAGGAAUUUCUGUGCUGAUCUGGUUCGACUCAUAUUGUUUAAAGCUUAAUCUAUGGUUAAGUCUGAACCUCCUGCCAGAGGCAAUUAGGUUUUGGUUUGAAAUCUCCUUGUACUUAGCAGAAUUUAUGAUACCAUUAGUCUUCAUAAGAAUCCCUGAAACACCCGCCACUAAACAGCCCCAAGGCAUCAAUCAGUUUUACUUGUUUGCAGUUCCUUAUUAUCACCAAACAUUCUGAAGUUGUGCAAAAAAAUUGUGAUUUUGGUCUCAUCUGAUCACAGCAUUCAUUUCUAGUCUAUUAUAGAAUUAACAUUAGCUAACAGCUACAUUAUAUUGCCAAAGGUUUUGGGACACCCCGCAAAUCAUUAAAUUCAGGUGUUGUUGGGCUUAACCCCAUAGAUCCAUUGAAAGGAUCUACAGCAUACAAGACAUUUUGGACCAUUUCAUGCUCCCAACUUUGUGGGAACAGUUUGGGGAUGACCCCUUCCUGUUCCAACAUGACUGCACACCAGUGCACAAAGUAAGGUCCAUAAAGACAUGGAUGAGCGAGUUUGGUGUGGAGGAACUUGACUAGUCUGCACAGAGUCCUGACCUCAACCUGAUAGAACACCUUUGGGAUGAAUUAGAGCGGAGACUGUGAUCCAGACCUUCUCGUCCAACAUCAGUGCCUGACCUCACAAAUGCACUUCUAGAGGAAUGGUCAAAAAUUCCCAUAAACACACUCCUAAACCUUGUGGAAAGCCUUCCCAGAAGAGUUGAAGCUGUUAUAGCUGCAAAAGGUGGGCCAACUCCAUAUUACAUUCAUGUACAUGUAAAGGCACAUGUCCCAAAACUUUUGGCAAUAUAGUGUAGCUAGUAAUGCAGCUGAAAGUUGCUAACAAAGCUACAGUUUACAGGGUUUUAUAUAUGGUGUAUUUUUGUUGUUUAUUUUGUGCAGUUGUUUGUUGACACCCAUAUGUGUGUCUUCCCCAAAGAUUGUUGCCACUAAGUUGUACACAGUUGUAUAGGAUGUUUACAUAUGCUGUAGAAUUUCCCUUCACCGGAACUAAGAGGCUCAAACCUAAUGCCCUGUGCACAAAAUGAGGUCCAUGAAGACAUGGUUUGUCAUGGUUGGUGUGUAAAAUCUCAAGUGGCCUGCACUGAGCCCUGACCUCAAUCCCCACUGAACACCUUUGGGAUGAACUGCAGCGCCAGACCUCCUCACCCAACAUCAGUACCUGACUUUACUAAUGCUUUUGUGUCUAAAUGAUCACAAAUACUCCCCCCCCGCCAUGCUCCAAAAUCUAGUAGAAAGCCUUACCAAGAUAAAAGUGGAACAAAAUCUGAAAAUGUUGAGAAAUCACAAAUGUGUGUGGUUGAUGUACCUCAUUCUAAUAUUCAGGGUGAUUGUUGUACCUUGAUGUACUAAAUACAUCAUAUUGCUAUUUUAGCAAUGCACCCCAUCAUUUUUGUACAAAGUUAGUUAGGUUAGCAGACUGAUGUGUUAGACAUGCUAGAUUGAGAUGAAGCUGUUUGAUGCUAUCAGUGUCGUUUGGCCUGUUGGCUUAGCUUUCUGUAUUUAUUUAAUUGUUUGCCUAAAAGGUUUAUGUUCACUUAUAUUAGAAAUCAGUACAGGCUUUGUAUAGCUUUGUUGAAUUUUGUUAAUUUUCAUUAUAAAGAAUGCUUCAAAUAUUGCAUGUGAGAAAACCGACACCAUACUCCUACGGGAGGGGUGAGAUCACUUGACUGUUGCCUUGUUAAAGUAAAGCUAGAUUCAUCAUUCAGUAACUACAUGCUUUUUGGUCAUUGACCUCUGGCAAAAAGAGUAUUUCAUAGUUUCCACCACAGUUGUCGAUUUAUAGCGCUGCUGCAAUAGCCCUUGAAUGUAAAUUAAAAUCCAACAGAUUUAUCAUCAGUCUGUCUACCUGUGCAUGUUUAUUUAUAGGGUUUGUUCUGUUUGGUUUUGGAAAUGAAGCUGUGACAUUUGAGCUAGAUUUACCACCUUGAAAGGGCAUACCUCAUUUUGGCUGCUGUUUUAGUGACAGCCUGUCACUAAACAGGGAGUAUGUGCAAAGUCUACAUUUCAUUCAUAGAGGUGGAGAGGCUCGCAUCCAAAAUGAAAUGCUUACACAUGGGUCAUGUUGAUCUUCCACCACCACUUAAUGGAACACUCUUCCUUGUGCAAUAUCAGCACAUGAACUCCCCCCUUCUCCCAUCACACACACACAUACACACACACACACACAUAACUUGACCCCUCCUCCUGUCUGUAUGGCAAGACACUAAACACCGCUCUCCACUCUGCUUCAGUCUAGCUAGUCACACGGUUCUCUCUGGCUGCGUGGUUUUUGUGUACAUACAGUUUUUAGUUUCACUCAGCCUCAAGGCAGUCACCAUAGCUGAAUUUCAGUCUCUCUUUUUGCAUGGAGUGGUUUCUAGAAGUCUGUCAUCAUUUGCUGUGAGAAAUUUGCAAGUCAACUGUGGCGUUCAAUCAUGCUGUGAUUCCUGAGGAAACUUGUUCUGAGGAUACAGCUGCCCCUCUUUCUCUGCAUAUUCUUGCUGUUAAGUGGAUUUGUGUCAUUUCCUGUCCAGCCAGGCGGGAGCCAAAAAAAACCCUCCACUAGCCACACUUUUUCUUUGUUCUUUUUUUACACCAGAAAUGUAAGAUGAGGAGACAAAGAAAGCGGAUGUCUCUUUCUUCACUGGACUGAGCGCUUUUCUCAGCAGAUUUUGCGCCUGACAAGGUGUAGAGAGCGGGUGGAGAUUUGAGGACACAUCUCUAAUCUAGAGCGAGUGAGAGCUCACUGGACCAUGGCGGAGCAGAAGGCACAGGCAUCACCGGGUAGUUUGACCUGGUCGCGUGUGUGCAAAGAGUGUGGGCAGUGCCAUGAGAGCCAAGAUAGUCACGUUUAUGAGUACCAGGAUGAAGUGGAUGAUGAGUUGGUGUGCCACAUAUGUCUACAGCCACUGCUUCAGCCAGUGGACACACCAUGUGGACACACGUACUGCCUGCAGUGCCUGAGCAGCUUCUUGCGUGAACAGGACUUCUGCCCCGUGGACCGGCAGCGGGUGUCAUUGCAACAGUGCCGGUCUGCCAGCCUGCUGGUGCGCAACCUGCUCGAUAAACUCACCGUGCUGUGCCCUUUCCACAACGAGUGCCAGCAGAGCAUGCAGCGCUGUGAGCUACAGCCUCAUCUACACAACAGAUGCCCUGCAUUCAGACGGCUCAGGGAAGAAGCCGAGAAGAGGAAGAGACCCUCCUGGAAUGAGUUCAAGGGAAGCAAGACAGAGGAAGAAUCAGAAACCAAAUCCAACCCAACACCCACACGUACUAAUUCUCGUGGCCCCCCAGAGCCUGGCAUGGUCAACCCUGCCUUCGAGGAGGCAGAUGAUGGAGCUCCCCUCAGGUCCAGUCUCGUUGCAGAAGCAAACAUUGUCGAGCUGCUUCGUGAGGAACCAGGGGAAGAUUUGGGUUUGCGCAUAGUUGGUGGAAAGGACACACCUUUGGGGAAUAUUGUCAUUCAAGAGAUUGUGCGUGACUCAGUGGCUGCCCAUGAUGCCAAACUCACCCCAGGGGAUCACAUUCUAGAGGCAAACGAUGUGAGCCUUGCCUCUGUCCCUCAUGCACAAGCUAUUGCUGUUCUGCGGAGGCCAUGUUCUGUUCUCAGGCUUACUGUUAUGCAAGAGAAGGGCUUCAAGCCAAGGCCCGAGCACCACAUGCAGCCUUCUUCCUCUCCUAUGGUUCAACCAUCACACAAUCCGGGCACAGUGAUCCAGGUGGCGCUGGUGAAGCGCGAGCGCUCCGAGCCCCUCGGCAUCAAGCUUAUCCGCAAAUCAGAUGAACCGGGUGUCUUCAUCCUUGACCUAUUGCCAGGAGGCCUGGCUGCCAAAGAUGGCAAACUGCGCAACAAUGACAAAGUCCUGGCCAUCAAUGGCCAUGAUUUGAGACAUGGAACACCAGAGAGCGCUGCUCAGAUCAUCCAGGCAAGUGAAGUACGAGUGAAUUUUGUGGUGAUGAGGCAGCCAGAGUCCACUGAAGAGGGAAGUGAGCUGCAGAGCAGAGGAGCCAGGAGAGGUGCCGAGACCCAGUAUUUCAGACGGCGCUCUACAUUUAUGAAGGAUCCUCCUGGUGGAUUCUCCAGUCAGGAAAAGACUGUGAGUGUGAAGAAGGAGCCACGGCAUUCACUAGGUAUCACAAUCGCUGGUGGGAGAGACGGCCGCAGUCGUCUGCCUGUGUACAUUACCAGUGUGCAGCCAGUAGGCUGCCUGCACAGAGAUGGUAUCAUCAAACCAGGUGAUGUGUUGCUGAGCAUCAAUGCCGUUGACCUGACCCAGCUGACUUAUAAUGAAGCCGUGUCUGUGCUGAAGACACAGGCAGCCCAGAACUCCGUGACGCUACGCGUCAUCCGCACCCUUGCAGAUGAGGAAGAGCAGGAUGCAGAGGCAGCAAAUCAAGAAGAAAUGGACACAACGGAAAACCCCAGAGAGGGUGAUAUCAACUGGUCCCCUCUGUGGACACACUGGCUGGGCCUACCCAGCCACAUGCACUGGUGUCGUGACAUUGUGCUGUUAAAAACCAACAACGAGAGCUGGGGCUUCAGCAUUGUGGGAGGAUACGAAGAAAGUCGAGGUCAACAGCCCUUCUUUAUAAAAACCAUAGUACCUGGAACUCCCGCCUACUUUGAUGGUCGACUCAAGUGCGGCGAUGAAAUUGUGGCCGUAAAUGGAGCUACUACAGUGGGCAUGAACAAUUCAUCCCUGAUUCCUAUGCUGAAGCUUCAGAGGAAUAAAGUCACACUCACUGUAGUAUCCUGGCCUGGCAGCCUCGUAUAACAUGAGUGUUCUUAUUGGUUCCUGAUGUGACUUUUUGAAACUCGUUUAGGAAAACCCCUUUGUGGAAGUGUGCUUACUGGAGUGAUGAUAGUUAAGUACAAUACCCUAAAGCACAGACUCUGCAAACCAUUUGUGCACCAUCAGUUUCUAAUUCCAGAUCAUCAACAAAUAUUGUAUAGUCUUACAAAACAUUUAUUUUCCUUGAGUAACUACAAUCAUUUUCACCUGCUUUUGUUUUGGGAACAUGCACCAGUGCUGUACUAUGGUCUGACUGGGUGAGUUACAGGAAUGACCACUACAAAGACACACUUUAAAUGAGCUUGGUGAUUUCUGUUACACUAGCACUAAUGGAGACACUAGGUGUGAAUGCUUUCUGAUACUCCAUAAAAUGGGACCAUACCAAAGUCUUGUUAGUAUUUUAAUCCUGUAAGUGAAUAUUGUUAGAUAUUUUUACUGUUCUUACGCAGUUUUGUGAACAUAUCUGGUCUUUCUGGUGGCUGUUGCUUGGUGAUGUCUGUUAAACUCUGUAGGUCAUGGCUAUUUAGAGUAUCCUGAUUCAUUCUGUUUAAGCAUCUUGAUUUGACUUGUAUAUGUAUAGAAACCAACUGCCUUAAUUGCUAUGAUACCAAAAAUGCCAUUUUAAUUUCAUUUGUUGUUGUUUUUUUUUUUUCUUUCAAAUCUGAAUAUAUGCUGUUUUCUGCUUUCCUUGCAGUGACAGAAAAGGGCUAUUUCCAAAAGUAUAUAUUAAAUUUCUGAUUUUCUUUGAGAUAGCUAGUAAUUUGGACUCUUUUACACACUAUUUCUCCUCAGCCACAAGUUACAUGCUUCUGAUGGAAAGCUUGUAUUAAAAUCCAGGAGAGCUUUGCCUUUCUUCCCUGUAUAUAUUCUGAAUAUUUAUGCGUAGUGACUGUUUAGAAACUAUUGCUGGCCCUUUUAAAUGUGAAGAGCAUGUUUUUGUGAAAUCACACACACAAAAAACACACCUGUUUAGGUGGUAAGUCUUAUCCUCACCACUCUUGACUGUAUGGGAAACUGAAGGACAGAGAAUGCAGAAUAUAAAAUCAGCAGGGAAUGUAUUGUACGGUAAACAUUUUUGUGUACAGUGUAUGUUCAUAGUAAAAUAUGUAUAAGUUUAGGUUACAGAAGUAGUAUAUAAUUAACACUUCCACAUAUGAUUUGUACAGUAUAAAAACAGUCCAUAGAAGAGAGUAGUACUGAUGUUACAUUUUCAGUGCAAUACAGUACCCCUGCCCUGAAUAUGACUUAGCCUGCCCUCUACAGGCUGCACAUAUUCCAGUUUAAGAGUUGAAGUUGCUCCAGUAUUCCUAACAUUCACUGAGACGAAGCAGUGGAGUUGUGUGCUGAACUGUGAGAAAGUGAAUAUGUCCUAAACUCACCUUGUUUUUCUUUAUUUAAAACACAUUUCACUGAAAUCCAGCGACUAAUCCCUGUAUACUAAACAAUUUCAUCUCCUUGGCUUUAAUGUAGGUCUUUUCACGCUUCGUCGACUCUUUGCUACACAAAUUAGUGCACCAUUUAAUUUGAAAAUUGUAAAUUAGGAAAAACACAGCCUAACAAUCUUCUAUUUACAAAUUUGUGUAAAUCAUAUAAAUAGUAUUGAAUGGAGGCUUAUAAUCAGCAUUCAUACUGGUGCUGGACCAAAUUCAACCACACCACCCUCCUUCACUGACAUUUGUA
Messenger RNA from Hemibagrus wyckioides, 10048 nucleotides. It is a transcript of the gene lnx2b, whose product is annotated as ligand of numb-protein X 2b. The record is from RefSeq and is a predicted model, not a curated record. The transcript is spliced from 10 exons. Gene Ontology annotation, molecular function: protein binding; ubiquitin-protein transferase activity; metal ion binding. Lineage: Eukaryota; Metazoa; Chordata; Actinopteri; Siluriformes; Bagridae. Bases 6329 to 8350 code for a protein of 673 amino acids.